Octopus sinensis (East Asian common octopus) is the source of this 2625-nucleotide messenger RNA. Its product is annotated as dual specificity protein phosphatase 3-like. The record is from RefSeq and is a predicted model, not a curated record. The coding region runs from base 211 to 903 and encodes 230 amino acids. Gene Ontology annotation, molecular function: protein tyrosine/serine/threonine phosphatase activity; MAP kinase phosphatase activity. Gene Ontology annotation, cellular component: cytoplasm. Gene Ontology annotation, biological process: negative regulation of MAPK cascade; protein dephosphorylation. The transcript is spliced from 7 exons. Lineage: Eukaryota; Metazoa; Mollusca; Cephalopoda; Octopoda; Octopodidae.
AGAGAGAUUAUAGUCGAGGGGGAAGAAAGAGAAGAAGAGAGAGAGAGUGGAGUUGAAGAAGUGAGAAGGAGAGAGAAGCUACUUGUUGAUACAAUAAUUAAGCAGCCGUGAAAGAAACGCUUGACUUCUUUUGUUUUCCCUCCUUUUGCCCUCGUGCUGUUGACGUGUUUAAAAUAGCUAUUUCGUAAUUCAUUCAGUUUGGCACUGUGUAUGGGACAGAUCUUGCCAGGGAUACGUCGGUUUUUAGAGAUGAGGAGGGAUGAAUUUACUCGUUGCAUCUCUAUCAGCGAGAUGAUUGACCCCGAGAGCAAAGGCAACACUGUGAUUAAAGAUGGAGAUAUGUCAUAUAACACAGAAACCUACAAACAGUUACGCGAAAUUCUACGUCCCAGUAACGUCGAUCAAUAUGGCUGGGUGUUCACUUUUCAUUCGAUGCCGGGACAAUAUGAUGAAGUCUACCCUGGAAUUCUUUUAGGAAACAGAACGGGGGCUUUGAACAAAGUGGCCUUGAAGAAAGAAGGUGUGACCCAUGUUUUGAACUGUGCCUGUGGAUCAAGAUUCAACAUGAUUAACACAGAUGAAGGAUAUUAUGAGGAUCUUUCCAUUAAGUUUCUUGGAAUCCCAGCAAUGGAUUUUCCAACAUACAAACUCAAUCAAUUUUUUCAGGUGGCAGCAGAUUAUAUUGACCAGGUUCUUAAACAUAAUGGUAAAGUCUUUGUCCACUGCCAGAUGGGGGUGAGUCGAUCGGCUGCUUUAGUAAUCGCAUUUCUGAUGCUGAAACACAGAAUGGAUGUCGUCGAUGCCGUCAGCACUCUGAAAAGCAAACGUGAUAUUUUCCCUAACGAUGGUUUCCUUAAACAGUUGUGUGUACUCAACCGGGAACUCCAUGACUGCCACAGAUAACUUUAUGCUGCUGCCGCCUAUGAACGACCAAUUUCCCUAUCAGUCAUGAGAUGCCAAUUGUUUUCUGCUCUGCAUGUGCAGCCAGCUGUGGCUUUUCACCAGAAACAUUCUACUAAUGCAUGCUGCACACAGUAAUCUGCUCUAGAUGCACAAUGUUUAUUUCCAGCUACUGCUGAGAUGCUGCUCGUGAUCCUCUGCAUGGUUAUACAUAUUUAUUAUACAUAUUUUUGAUUUUAUUUCCAAACGCAGUAAAUUAUCUUGCAAAUGCACUUUGUAUUGGAAAUUUCCUGCUAAUAUUGGCACAAUCUGAAGAAUGCUUGACAUGCAGGUAUAUUAUGACAAAAGGGGCAGACAACUGUUCAGUUUAUUUUUUAUCCCAGUUUUACGCCUUGGCCAACGGGACAAGGUAGUUUUUAUAUGUCCAUUACUAGUUAAUAUUUCUCAACUAUUUUAUAAACAUUCUUUUUAAUACCUCCACAUCUUUAACCUUAAAUAUUAUAUAUCUAUAUCAUUGUUUAAGCCUAUAUUGUAUAUGAAAGUCUCGGUUUGACUAUUUUGACAUAGGCGCAUAUAACACACUGAGUUAUUUCCCUUGAAUUUUCUAUCCUAUUCUUUUGGAGAUAUCAAUAUUUCCAUGCAUAUAUUUUGCUAGGAAUGCGAAAAUGUUUAAAUAUUGUCUUUUUAUUCCCCAUUAACCUUUGAUGUACUGAUAAUUUUAAUUCUCUAUAAUCACUUAAACCUUUUGAUAUUUGAAAUUAAUCAGAUUAUAUCCUGUAAAUGAAAAGGAGAAAACAAUUUCAAAAUAUAUAUAUACAUAUGUAUAUAUAUAUAUAUAUAUAUAUAUAUUUGCUAACUCUAACUAUGUUAUUAUUUUUCUAUAUGAUCAUCAGUUAAAAUAAAGAAAUUCUUCAUUGCUAAACAACAAAAUUAUUUCUAUAUUUUCUCCUUAAUUAUAAGAUAUAUAAUUUUUUACAAUCUAUUCUUAAUUUUGAAAAGAUUAUAACAUUUUAAUAAUUCUCAACUUUUGUCAAAUUUAUCGAGAAACUCAGUAUCGUCAACAAACUUUGACUAUCUUCAAGAUCUGGUUUGUCAAAAAAUUUACUGCCUUUUUCAAGAAUUCUGCUGUUUAUUUUGAGAACAUGUCAAGAAACCUACUGCCAUGCUCUAAAUCUCUUGUUCUAUCCAAAAUUCUUCAUUGACGUUUUAAUAAACCCAUUUUCCAAGAAGCGAAAACAAUCUUGUAGCUUCAUAAGAAUUUAUAACUUACCAUUUUCAUUUCCUGUCAGCAAGUUCCUUACCUUGAUCGCAACUUUGUUAACCAUUUUAGUAUUUUAUCAAUAAUUCUUGUGUUCAGGAUAUCUGGUAAUGUGUUCAUGUCAAUUCUAUGAAUCUGUGUGUUAAAUAGCCUAGGGAGCUUCUCUCAAGUGACUAUAGUAUCUUGUCAAUCCCUGAAAAGUAUUGUUGAUUUGAUACUGAUAAUUUAAUCAAGGAUAAGAUAAACAUGAAUUUAUUUUAUUGUAUUUUAUUGAGUAAAAAAGCAACAUCUCAUAAUGUAUAAUGUUAAGAGCCUGUCUACAGUUUGAGGGCCGUCUUGAGCAAAUUAAUAUUUAAAUCUUGAAAGGCGGAAAACUGGUAGAAACAUUAGCAUGCCAGGCAAAAUGCUUAGCGGUAUUUCAUCUUUAAGGCGGCGAGCUGGUAGAAACGUUAGUACACCGGGCGAAA